Messenger RNA from Leucoraja erinaceus (little skate), 7599 nucleotides. It is a transcript of the gene mylk3, whose product is annotated as myosin light chain kinase 3. Gene Ontology annotation, molecular function: protein serine/threonine kinase activity; ATP binding. The record is from RefSeq and is a predicted model, not a curated record. Gene Ontology annotation, biological process: intracellular signal transduction; protein phosphorylation; positive regulation of apoptotic process. Bases 2615 to 5281 code for a protein of 888 amino acids. The transcript is spliced from 13 exons. Gene Ontology annotation, cellular component: nucleus; cytoplasm. Lineage: Eukaryota; Metazoa; Chordata; Chondrichthyes; Rajiformes; Rajidae.
CGCCAGUACAGGAGUGUGAAAUCUGAUGGGUUGCUAAUGAUGGCCUGGGACCUUUCAAGGGAUUUGCUUCUGGUGAUAACAUUCAGAUUUGUCGGGCAGGAAUGCAAAAGUAACGUCAAUGCAAAUGGUUGGGAUUCUACAUUCCCCCCCCCCCUCUCCCCCCGGCAUUUCUGCAGCAAGAUAAGAAUGUUGACCUCUGGUGCAUGAGUAAUUAAAAGAUCGCAUUUAUCAAAUAGCCCCAUUUUGUAUAAACCUGCCUGCUUGCCUUGCCUUGCAGCAGCUAGGUGUGAAAUUCUUUGACAUCACUAACGCCUGCUUUGGAAACUACUGAGUUGAUUUCCCAUUAAAAGACGCACACCGCACAACAAUACCUGUCGUAUUACACCAGAGUAAAUGUCUCACAUGGCAGAGCCUUUCAUCCCAUCAAGUCCCACGCUGACCAUAGAUCACCCUGUUCACACUAGUUCCAUGUUAUCCCAUUUUCACAUCCACCCCUUACACACUAGGGGACAAUUUACCCAAUGCCAAUUAACCUACAAACCAGAGAUAGACACAAAAAACUGGAGUAAAAGCCCUGUCCCACUGUACGAGUUCAUUCCAAGUCAAGUCAAGUCAAGUCAAGUUUAUUUGUCACAUAUACAUACGAGAUGUGCAGUGAAAUGAAAGUGGCAAUGCUCGCGGACUUUUGUGCAAAAGACAAACAACAAAACAACCAAACAAAUUAUAAACACAAUCAUAACACACAUAUUCUUUUACAUAAUAAAUAAUGGAAGAAAAAACGUUCUGUAGAGUUAGUCCCUGGUGAGAUAGGCGUUUACAGUCCGAAUUGUCUCUAGGAAGAAACUCCUUCUCAACCUCUCCGUUCUCACCGCAUGGCAACGGAGGCGUUUGCCUGACCGUAGCAGCUGGAACAGUCCGUUGCAGGGGUGGAAGGGGUCUCCCAUGAUUUUAUUUGCUCUGGAGUUGCACCUCCUGUUGUAUAGUUCCUGCAGGGGGGUGAGUGAAGUUCCCAUAGUGCGUUCGGCCGAAUGCACUACUCUCUGCAGAGCCUUCUUGUCCUUGGCAGAGCAAUUCCCAAACCAGAUGGUAAUGUUCCCGGACAAGAUGCUUUCCACCGCCGCUGCGUAGAAGCACUGGAGGAUCCUCGGAGACACUCUGAAUUUCCUCAAUUGCCUGAGGUGGUAAAGGCAUUGCCUUCCAAGAGUUAUCCCGAGUUUGCCCUGAUUCGAACUCGGAGAUUUAUGGUAAUGGCCGCCCGUCGGUACUCGGGGCUCUCGUGGACAUUUUUCAUCAUGUUGAAAAAUCUUCACGAGUCUUCCCGUGCUUACCUGCCGUUAGCGAAUCUUCCCGAGUACCUGCCGUUAGCGCUAAGAGACGUCCCCGAGCUCCGACGUACCCGCUACGUUCAUUCUCCGUGCUUACCACGAGUUUGAUUUUUUUUUAACUCGGGAGAGCUCUUGGAAUGAACUUGUACCGUGGGACAGGGCUAUAACUUAACUGGUUAGGCAGUAUCUGUGAAGAAAAAGAAGAGGCGAUGUUUCAGGCCGAGACCCAUCUUCACAGCCUAUUCCUUCACUCCAGAGAUGCUGUCUGACCCGCUGAGUUUCUCCAGCCUUUUGUGUCUAUCUUUGGUUUAAGCCAGCAUUUGCAGUUCCUUCAUACCCAUUUAACCUACAAACCCGCAAGUCAUUGGGAUGUGGGAGGAAACCGGAGCACCCGGAGGAAACCCACGCGGUCACAGGGAGAACGUGCAAACUCUACGCGGGCAGCACCCGAGCGCAGGAUCGAACCUGGGUCACUGGCGCCGUGAGGCAGAGACUCUACCAUAGUUUUAUCCGACAACCAAGUCUGAAGAAGGGUCUCGACCCGUCACGUCACCCAUUCCCCUUCUAUCCAGAGACGCUGCCUCCCUGUCCCGUUGAGUCACUCCAGCAUUUUGUGUCUAUCUUGUGAAAUGUUGGAGGCAUGUGUGACGAAAAGAAAAUAAUGCAAUUGUCAUCACCGUCUAUUUUAGUCCCAUCUGGCAUCCAGCAUCAAGCCGCAACGCAGACUGCAUUUCCAUUUGAGACCAUGUCUUCUCCAUCGGUUGUGAAUAGUUGUGUACAUGAGGCAACUGAUCCUUUGUACUUCAUCUUAAGGCUGUACUUGCGGGCGGAGGAACAUUUUAAAAUAGAUUGUUUUUUUUACACGUGUAGGACUUUACAGUCUUUAAUGAAUGUAAGCCGUGGCGAUUUGUCACUUUUUGCAGAUGACAUGUCCAUCAACAGGUUGCCCAGAGAAAAAAAAAAAUUAUGCUAAUCGCGCAGGAACAUUUCUGUGACAUCAAAUGGCAACGAAGAAUUUGGAUUGCAUAAAGCAGGCAAGGUUAUUUAAGAAUCAGCGCAGGGGAUGACGGAGACAACACAGUUCUCAGCUGAAGGAGACUGGCAAUGUUAAAGCUGAUUUAUUGUUUGUCUCUGGCAAUAUAACUGAGCUGGGGAUUAGACGAGAGAGACACACUUGUGUUUGUUUGUGGUGGUAGUGGUUUUGUUUUGGAGAUUACUGAAGGGCGGAGGCAAUGUCACGAGGCGUGUUUUGAAAAGAUCUUUUUGCCUCUGAUUUAUUCCCUGACAAUAUGAAUGCACGGGUCUCCCUGGCCACUUGCUUGGCCAGAAUGUACGAAGGAGGGAACGUGGAGGCUCAGAGUAAAAGCGAGUCCAUUGUACAAGCAAAGAAACCAUCUGGUCCACAUCAAGGCACAGUGGCCAAUAACCUGAGCACCAUGGAUGGCAAACUGAAUCUACUGAACGAGAAGAUAGAUCAAAUAGUGAACUUCCAAGGGCAGGUGCUGAAGAAGCUGGAGCUCAUGUCUGAGGGAAUGUGUGACUUGGAAAAUAAUAUUGUGCUGAAAGGAGGUGGUGAAGAGGUGGGAGAGAGGAGAGGUACCACCGACCCCCUGCCACAUUCCCACUGCCCUGGACACUCGGAGAUGAAGCCCCUGUUCACCGAGCUGCUCAGGCUGGUCAUGUCCGUGCACGAAGGCGCGGCCAAACAAAAGGAGAAGUUAGACGGCAUCGAGAAAACCGUGUCGGCCGUCGGUAAGGCUGUCCACUUCGUGGGGGAAACCUUCAAAAAUUCCCACGUCGUCCAGUUUAUCCUUAAAGGAACGGUGCCAUGGAGAAAGGGAAGUCUCGUAGAAUAUUCAGAGGCAAAGAAUAAAGUUGAAGAAAAAGACUCCAAACCCAAGCGUGGAUUUAACAGCCGGGGAGUCCAAGUGCAGAUAAGCAGUGAAGUGUCUGAAGGCACGGACAAAAACACACCUGCUCAUCGAGAAAUAAACACAGGCAGCAACGAUGGCACAGAGCUUUGUGGAAAGAACAAGAAAGCUAACGAUGAACACGUGAGUGAGGACAGUCGUGUUGUACCUGCAUCACCAGCGAGGUUGCAGUGUAAAGAAGCCGACACCUUAGAGUCAGCAGCCAAGCGCAAAGUGUCAGUAUGUUCGGCCCCUCCACCAGCUCCACAAGCUGCAGCAGCGAGGUCUGGAGCAUCCAGUGACAAAGAGACGUGCUUAGCAACAGGGGGAGGAAAAGAUGUUCCCGGGGAAAAUGGGGGAUGCCCGCAGGGUCACAAAACAACGGGAAAAUACCGGGAAGAAGCGAGCAAAGAGAAUGAGGAACAUCGAGUACAGAGGAUUGAACAAAGUCAGGGGAAGGAGGCCCAUAAGAUGAAGUCUGCUGGCACAACUGAAGCUGCGGGGAUCAGUUUGGCGACCAGUCCUUCAAAGUUUGACGCAAGCUCUAUACUUCCAGAGAGGACCUCUGACUCGAUAAAGGGAAAGACAUCGAAGCUCACAGCCGGGCUCAUUAUGGACAUUAAAGCCAGCAAAGUCCUUGUGCCUGCACCAUUCAAUAGGUUGAAGGAACCACUCAAAAAGCUGAAAGAACCCACAAAAGCAAACUCAUCGCAAAAAACAGCAAAGGGAACAAAGCCCGUCGCGGUGUUGGAGGCCAGAGACAGCAGACCAUCCGAACACCAGGAAAAAGCUUCACCAGACGUCAAAAUCCAAGAGAGCGUGGAAAAUAUCCAGAGGUGUCAAAGUGUAGCGGAACCCAGCGGCGAUCCGGAGAAAGGUAUUGAAUCACAGGCUUCAACAGCAGCCGAGACAACCAGCAAAGAAGCUGACCUGGUAAAUGAACGAGAAAUGAAGGGUUCCACAGAGACCACAGCCGAGGAGGCAGAGAAAACAAAGGGAGUUGUUGAAAUGCCAGAAGAUUACAAGAUCAUUAUUGACGACAGUCCGUCGCCUCCAGCCCCCUUCAGCCAUCGCAUUGUGACCGCCAAACAAGUCCAUGUAGCCUCCUCAUACACGGUUCACCACCAUGAGGUAUUAGGCGGGGGUCGGUUUGGCCAGGUUCAUAAGUGCGCAGAGACAUCAACAGGCCUCGAACUUGCUGCCAAAACAAUAAGUGUGAAGGGAGCAAAGGACAGGGAAGAAGUAAAGAAUGAAAUAACUGUCAUGAACCAGUUGAGUCACGUCAACCUAAUCCAGCUUUACGAUGCCUUCGAAGCCAAGAACAAUGUCACUCUGAUCAUGGAAUAUGUUGGAGGUGGAGAGCUAUUUGAUCGAAUUAUUGAUGAAAACUAUAAUCUGACAGAAUUGGAUACAAUCAUCUUUGUGAAGCAGAUCUGCGAAGGUAUCCAAUAUAUACAUCAACAGUACGUGCUUCAUUUAGACCUGAAGCCAGAGAAUAUUUUGUGUGUAAACUCCAUGGGAAAUCAAAUCAAGAUUAUCGACUUUGGGCUGGCCAGAAGGUAUAAACCAAGAGAAAAACUACGCGUUAAUUUUGGUACUCCAGAAUUCCUUGCUCCAGAAGUGGUGAAUUACGAUUACGUUUCAUUCUCCACAGACAUGUGGAGUGUGGGAGUUAUCGCCUACAUGUUGCUGAGUGGAUUAUCUCCUUUCCUGGGCGACCACGACACUGAAACCAUGAACAACGUUAUCAAUGCAAACUGGGACUUUGAUGCUGAAGGAUUUGAAACAGUGUCUGAAGAAGCAAAAGAAUUUGUUUCAGACCUGCUCGUGAAGGAAAAGUGCAGAUCCAGUGCAUCAAAGUGCCUCAAACACAACUGGCUGAACAACCUACCAGAAAAAGCAAACAGAUAUAGGGUCCGGCUCAGGUCCCAGGUGCUGUUGCAAAAGUAUAUAACACAGCGUUUAUGGAAGAAAAAUUAUUACGUAGUUGCUGCAGCCAACAGGUUCAAAAAGAUCAGACAGCAGAGUUCGUGCAAUGAUGUUUAGUCAGUGCCUUGGGUUGUGACAACAGAAGAAAUGGAACCAUCUGGUGAAAGAAAAAUCCAAUAUAUUAUCAUAUCAGAAGUGGUGGAACUAUGAAUUAAUUCUAUUUUGUCUUGAUUGCAUUCAUAUGCUGUGUUUUAAACCUUUGGGACACUGCUCUUAAAAAAUGUGGCCAAAUUGUAUGAUGAAAUUAAUAGUGUUACCUAUAACCAGCAGAAACGUAGAAUGUUCUCCUUUCCCCCUGACAAAUCAGUUUUAGGUUUAUAAUGGUUUUGUUCUGCAUGCUAUCCAAUCAGGUCAGAUAAUGGUCUACAUAAUACUAUAAAGUUAAACUCCAGUACAAUAGGUAAAGCAAAGGGGAAGAUACAGAGUGCAGAAUAUAGUUCUCAGCAUUGUAGCGCAUCAGUUCCAGGGACAAAGUCCAACAUCUGCAAUGCGGUAGAGGUGAAACAGACUAUCAUGGAAGGACUGUUCAGAAGACUGAUAUCAGAGGGGAAGAAGCUGUUCCUGAGUUGUUUAGCAGCAUGAAAAGAUAUCUGGCACAGCAUUCUCCACAUUUCUAAUGAAAAGCCAUGUCUCAAUUGAAGCCAUAUCUUCAUGGAAUGCUAUGACAAAUUACAUUUGAGAAUUACAUACAAUCUACUGCCCACUGACAAGUAUGCAUACAUGACCAGUUUGCAAAGUGAGAAUCUGAUAAGACUGCAUUUGAAAAAUAUUACUUCACACCACAAUGUAGCAAAUUGUUGUAGAUAAAUUACUAGAAAACUGUACUAGCUUUUGAAUGGUAUAAAGUGAACUGAGAUCCCUUGAGGGAUGAAUCGCUAGCAAUCUAAUUCUUCAGUACUCUUUGAUGUUUUUUAAAAUGCUUUAUUAUUAAAGUACUUAUGUAAUUAAAGUGUGGGGUCUCGUAACCCUGAGAAUCAAAAUGUUACUGCUGUAAAGAAUAAGCCAUAGCUCUAUACCUCAAGGUCCUUUUGUAUUAAUCAUGUUGAGUACAUAGAUUUCAAUUGAAGUUGUAAUAGAUUUUUUUUUUCAGGUAACUUGGUUUAUUGCUAACGUUACAACAUGUAAUAACAUUUUGGCAGGCGUAUUAAUAGUUAGUCUCUGGGGAACCUGCAAAUGAAAUUGCCAGUAGCUUUGCAUUGUGAUCAAUUUAUCAAUUUUCCCGUGAUAUUGUUUUCUGUGUUUUCAACAAUAUUGGCGGGAUGGUGAAAGAAAAUCAACGCAAACUUUGUCAACCAAGUAGCCUCGUAAAAAUAACAUUGGGCAUUGCUUCCCCACCCCCACCUUCUCGAAACUUAAUCCGCAUGGAAAUAAUUGAGCUGCUUUUAAAAUGAAGUCUGAGCAGUCAAUAGCAUUUUUCAUUUGUUCUGCAUCAGUAAUAUCGAUAUGGAAACUAUUCACUACAGAUAAGGUAGAUAAUUGCAUUGAUGGCAGUAUUAAUCUAUUCAAAUGUAAAACCAAGUGGGCACUACACUGGAAAAAUCCAUAUAUUAAUUAUUGCUGUAUAGCAUUAUAAAUAAAGGUAUUGCAAGUAGCACAAUAAUAAAUUGGAAUAAUGCAAUAUCCAAGAACUCUCAGUGUUCCUGACCUUUUGUUCACAGCUGAGUAAAGAAAUAGGUCAUUAAUCACUGUAGCAAUGCAAGAUUAGGGUCACAUUCCAGUCUCAGGCAAAGCAAUUGAUUCUAACAUCAUCACAUUAAUCUUCCUACCCUUUCCACUUCCUUCUCUAAAGCUCUGAAAUUAUUUUCUGUAUUACUUAUGCAUGUAGAAAGCAGAUUUGGCAGACUUAGUCAUACUUGCUGUGUGUGCUUAAGGGAUAUCUGAGGCCGUGGAGGUUUUCAGAGAAGUAGCGCAGAAAUUUGCCAUUUGGCCCGCUGAGUCCGUGCUGACAUCAACCACUCUUCCAUUUUAAAUGCCAUUUUAUUUUCCCCACCUUCCCAUCAACUCUGCCCACAUCUGUCACUAUCUUUGCAUCAACGGCAUCUCUUCCUCCAGUACCUCCUCUCCGAGCGUGUGCCACCGCGACAUUCUGAGAUCUGCUCCACCUCUCUAUCACGUCUGAAACACUGAAAACGUGGAAAGUUGAGCUGCCUGCCAUGUCCCUCUCGCAACCAAGUCUCCAUCAUGAGUACGGACAUUGUGGGCUGACUAGCCUGUCCCUGUGCUGUGUUGUUCUAUCUUCCUCUGGGAAGCUUAUAAUGUGAUUAUCAAACUGGUAGAGGAAGAAUCUCCCUCAGCACCUCAAUGUCUUGAUCUCGGCUUACAAUAAAGUGCACAAAUUAAUAUCAGACAUGUAUCUAUUAAAAAAUUAAUUUUAA